Octopus bimaculoides (California two-spot octopus) is the source of this 594-nucleotide messenger RNA. RefSeq names its product protein FAM200A-like. The record is from RefSeq and is a predicted model, not a curated record. Lineage: Eukaryota; Metazoa; Mollusca; Cephalopoda; Octopoda; Octopodidae.
AUGCAGGGCAGGAAGGAAAAUAUCUUGUCUUCUACUGACAAAAUAAAUGCUUUUCAGAAGAAAUUGACAAUAUGGAAGAAACGCAUAGCUGCAGGAAAUUUGGAAAUGUUUCCAAGUGUUUUUAAAAGGAAUUGUCAAGAAAUUGCGCUACUGAUUUUGAACCAUUUGCACACUUUGUUAACAAAUGCUGGCAAAUAUUUUCCAUCGAUAUCUGUUGACCAGUAUGACUGGAUUAGAAAUUCAUUUGUGGAAUUUGAGCCAUUUGAAGAACAAUUCACAUUAACAGAAGAAGAACUUGUCAGUGUUUUAAAUGACAGAACAUUAAAGUUGAAGCAUUCUGAGCUUAACUUGACUGCAUUUUGGUUGCUGGUUGAAAAGGAAUAUCCUGCAAUUGCCCAGAAAGUGCUGCGACUUCUUGUGCAGUUUUCAACCUCCUACUUGUGUAAAUUUGGAUUUUCAGCCCUGACAACUAUCAAGCACAAGAAGCGAGCACAAUUGCUGUCUGUGGAAGAUGAACUUCGUGUGUGUCUAUCAAAAACACGACCCAAUUUUAAAGAGUUGUGCAAGAAACACCAGGCUCAAGUUUCUCAUUGA